CCCCUCUUUCAUGUCAGUUGCAAAUUGACAUUGGUGUGUAGUGCGUGUUCUUUCAGCUUAAGUAUUAUCCUAAUUUAAAAAUGCCGAAAAAAUUGAAAGUUGUUGUGAAAUCUCUGUAUUCACAUGAAAUUCGCAAAGACGUGAGUUUGGAUAACUUAAAAUCUUUGAGACUUGAAGAUGCGUGGCCAUUUAUCAGAGACGAGAUCGAAAUUGAAAUCGGGAAUAGUCAGUUGAUAUGCAUCCCGCACAUUACAGAAGCCUUUUUUUACAAAUGCACAUCUCUUUUCGUUCAAAAUGAUAAGGAAAUAAAUGGCAAAAUGUUCACUCCGUUGGGUGAAUUGGUGAAGAAUGUUAAUAAAGAGAAAUCUGAUAGCAAUUACGUGAAAUGGUUGGAGGAGGGCAAUUUCCUCGACAGUGACUUCAAGUUUCCCCACGAAAGCGUAAAGAUAACUUUACAAGAUGAGAAAAUCAAAAAUAAAGUGAGGGUGAUCAUGGUGAAUUUUUCAAAAUGUUCAAUCCCAAAGAACAAGGAUCUCGUCAACAAUAUUUACUUGGAUGUUAAGAAUAACAAAGACUUACAAGGCAAGAAAUCGGUGUACAUGAUCACGAGUGUGCUCAUGGCUAAGACGAUCGAGUUUCGCGUCACUCGCUGUACUUCAUCCAGGAUCUUCCACCUAGGGAAUGCCUCACCACUCGUCUUCGGGUUGGAGGAAUUCUUGAUUGGAGAGGACGGAAAGUUAACGGCGAAGCAACCCGUCGGCAUCGUGUCAAAAUCACUUCACUGGAAAAGAGUGGAUCCAUCCGACCAUCUGUAUAACCCUGAAGAUGCGGAAGCCUGUGCGGCCUAAGCGUUUUCAUAUAAAUUCGGGGCACGCUUAUUUAGUUGAGUAAAACUACAAAAAAUCAGCAUAGGGAAAAGCUGAUAGCUGCUUUAUGUUACACUCCUAUAGAUGAAUUUACUUUGACAGCUUUGUGAGCUAGUUUUUAGAAGGCAAAGACCUUCGACGAGAUCAACGACUCAUUGAAUGAGUUGUAAAUGUAGUAUAUCUAAGUUACAUUUCAUCGUCUUUAUAAAAUCACUAUGAAAACACUUUGUUAUUUAAAUUUUGGAAAUUAUUCUAAGCACUAUAUGUGAUCAAGAGGUCUUGCCUUUAUUGAAAAA
Molecule: messenger RNA, 1162 nt
Organism: Amyelois transitella
Lineage: Eukaryota; Metazoa; Arthropoda; Insecta; Lepidoptera; Pyralidae
Exons: 4
Coding region: 81-848 (255 amino acids)
Source: RefSeq, a predicted model, not a curated record